AUGAAGGUCUCCGCCAUUCUGUCAUUCGCUUCCCUGGCUGCCGCGCUCCCCGGUUCGCGCACCUCCAAGUCCUCUAACGGCCCCUUCGGCGUGACCGCCGCUCGCUCCGGCUCCGAUAUUCACUUCCUCUCUUUGACAGCCUCCGGCGGCCACUUUUGGCUCGGUGGAAAGUCGCAGACCUACUGCCCCUCCGGUGUCGGAGCUAGCUGCUACAAGCAGAACGACACCAUCAUCUACGGCGGCAACGCUCUGGACGUCAUUGUCCCCGGUGGCCAGCAGAUCUACGUUGAUGGAACUGGCGCUCUGAGCUUCACUGUUCCCCACUCGGCAUACAUUCCUCCUGGCUCUUCCAUUGGCCCCUUCAACUACUCUCCUGGCCAGCCGGUUGGCACCUGGACUUACUCUGGCCAGGGUGCCUCGGGCUUCAUGGCUUGCCCUGUUCCUCAGGCUCCUUCGUCCUCCUCGGCUAGCCCUUCGGCUACUGCCACCCCCAUGAGCGCUGCUGGUCGCUCAUCCCAGGCUCCUCAGUGGCAGGUGUACGCCGCUCUGUCGAACGCUACUGUUCCUUCUGGCAAGGUCUCUGACUGCCUUGGCUUUGACGCUCUUGCCGUUAGCCUGAACGUCACCUCUGACCAUCUUGCCUGGGAGUACAUCUAA
Messenger RNA from Penicillium cinerascens, 657 nucleotides. RefSeq names its product putative IgE-binding protein. NCBI's taxonomy places the organism in Eukaryota, Fungi, Ascomycota, Eurotiomycetes, Eurotiales, Aspergillaceae. The coding region runs from base 1 to 657 and encodes 218 amino acids. The record is from RefSeq and is a predicted model, not a curated record. The transcript has a single exon.